AUGACGUUUGAGGUUAUGGAUCCUUAUGAUAACCAGACAAAACUCUUCCAAACUAGCAUCCACUACACUUCACAUAACCCGCCCAAGUAUUUCGUUUGCAGGCCUAAACCCGAUCAAAAAGGUACUAUUUGUUUCUUUACAGCUCUCUAUAGCAGAAUAAGCAUGGGUCUCCGGCCUUCAUUAUAA
This is a messenger RNA of Thlaspi arvense, 186 nucleotides long. Lineage: Eukaryota; Viridiplantae; Streptophyta; Magnoliopsida; Brassicales; Brassicaceae. The record is from the annotation of a GenBank genome assembly.